UUGUUUAUUUGCAAAUUGUGUAUAAUUUCCUUACUUUCUGUGAUUAAAAAUUCUUUAUUCCAUUUGCACAUAUGAAAAUUAAAAUUCAUUCAAAAUAUAUACAGCACAAAUAAGACGUAACAUUCAAGGUGGGUGAAUCCAUAAUUGUGCUAAAUUUAACGAUGACGAAUAGCGGACAGCGGACAGUACCCAUGGAAACUAAACUGUGCCAUGAAGGUCGCUUGAGUUUAUAUUGCUAUUUAAUCACGGGUCUGGUUGUGCUUUUGGCCACGGUGCCACAGAUCUAUUAUGGUACGGUGCCAGAUAUAUGGGGUGCUGCUAUGUGGGGACCAGUAUUGUACUAUGCUCUAAUCAAUAUGGUAAUACGUUAUUUAUUGCGCGACAAUGAUUACCAAAUUGCUAUACGCUCGUCGUUUUUAGGCUUUAUUGAAGCAGCCAGCAUACUUGUCAUUUUGUUUGCCCCAGACGUAUUUAAGCAAUUCGGCGUUUACGCAUUCUUCAUGGCAUUUUUUCAUUACUCAGAAUUCCUUGCCAUUGCGUGGUGCAAUCCAAAUAGUCUUUCCACUGAUUCAUUUAUUCUAAAUCACUCCAUACACUAUGCUUUGGCGGCAAUAACUAGUUGGAUUGAAUUCGGUUUGGAAGUAUGGUUGUUACCAGAGUUCAAGAGCUACUAUUACAUAUGGCUAGUCGGUGUUGUGCUAUGCACAAUUGGUGAAAUUAUCAGAAAAAUAGCAAUGAUUACAGCACGCAAUAGUUUUACACAUUUGGUGCAAUGUGAAAAAGCAGAUAAUCACAAAUUAAUAACACAUGGCAUAUACGCAUAUAUGCGUCAUCCAUCGUAUGUGGGCUGGUUCUGGUGGUCGGUGGGCACACAAAUAAUUCUGCUCAAUCCAGUUUGCAUACUCAUUUAUGCUAUAGUGUCGUGGAAGUUCUUCCACGAUCGUAUUUUCAUGGAAGAAAUUACAUUAUUGAAUUUUUUUCGUUCCGAUUAUUAUAAAUAUCAACAACAAGUCCCAACAGGGCUGCCAUUUAUUAAAGGUUAUCUGGUUGAUUAAUUGGCUGUAAUGAAUUGAAAUGUAAGAGGUGGAGUCGUGUCAAAGUGCUGUGCAUUUAAAUGAAAAUGAUUGAAGCAAACUUCCCACAAAUUCUGUUUAUAUAUAGGUGAUUUUAAGUAUUUAAAUAACUAGUUCUAUAGAUAUUAAAAGUGUUGUAGUAUUAAGAUGUUUAUUUAUGUAAAAAAAAUCUGCAUUAAAAGUUAAAGAACUAAUUUAUUUCCUUCAGGGACUAUAGUUUAAUAUAAUAUUGUAUAAUAAAACUUUCAAUCUCAAAAUAAAA
Ceratitis capitata (Mediterranean fruit fly) is the source of this 1335-nucleotide messenger RNA. It is a transcript of the gene ste14, whose product is annotated as protein-S-isoprenylcysteine O-methyltransferase. Gene Ontology annotation, molecular function: protein C-terminal S-isoprenylcysteine carboxyl O-methyltransferase activity. The transcript is spliced from 3 exons. Bases 162 to 1055 code for a protein of 297 amino acids. NCBI's taxonomy places the organism in Eukaryota, Metazoa, Arthropoda, Insecta, Diptera, Tephritidae. Gene Ontology annotation, cellular component: endoplasmic reticulum; membrane. Gene Ontology annotation, biological process: C-terminal protein methylation. The record is from RefSeq and is a predicted model, not a curated record.